Venustampulla echinocandica is the source of this 1170-nucleotide messenger RNA. RefSeq lists its product as uncharacterized. Lineage: Eukaryota; Fungi; Ascomycota; Leotiomycetes; Helotiales; Pleuroascaceae. The record is from RefSeq and is a predicted model, not a curated record. The transcript has 2 exons. The coding region runs from base 1 to 1170 and encodes 389 amino acids.
AUGGAUGAGAACAGCAGGCGGAGGAGGCUGGAUGAACCGCCAUCUAUAGGAUCGGAUCUUCGAUUUAAUGCGGGCCAGGGCCAAGAUAGACGCUUUCCCAAUCCACCCGGCGACGGGCAUCAGUCUGGAUCUUCAACAGCAGCUCCAUCAGCAAGCCGAGGACCUGGCGGACCGGCGACAUAUUCAGGAGGAUAUUACCAAGAGCCCCAACCUGGGUUCGGAGCUGCGUUGCCAGCCAGUACCUUGCAGUAUCCCCCGGGUUAUCCACAAGACCAAAGACAGCAGCAGGGCUUUACCACUUAUAAUCCGGACCUUAUGUACAAUGUCGCACAGCCAGCACCACAAGGUGCCGUCUACGAAUCUCAUCAGUUUCAGGGGCGGCAACCGGCGCCGAUGCAGAUGCUGUCGGACGUUGCAGCACCUUAUUUCCCGAACGAGUCAACUAGUGCGCCUGGCCCUCCAGGUGGUCUGCAACACCAUGCAUCGUCAGAUGCCUCAGCGGCUUAUCCACCGCAUCGACAAAGCCCGGGGAAUCGCUCUCAUAUGCUCCAACAAGGGUAUGCUGGCUCGAUGACAAUGGAGGGAAUGUCUCAAGCCGCGCCAGAUGUUCUCCAGGAAGAGGGGUUCCAACCGCAAAGCUCUAGCAUGGAGGUGGCUUACGCUACGUAUCAAACUGCCUUGAAGGAGGUCUUCCAAAACAUUAUAGACGGCCGUCUCGCCAUCGGUGGACGCUCGCUGCUAGAAGUCUCGGAGUGGUUAGUGAGGGAAAUUGGGCAAUUAGGUAUGCGCCAAACCCUCGAUGCGGUUACCUCCGCUGACGGCUCCCAUCAAGGCCUUACUGUAGACGAUCCUCCAAAACACGGUGAUCGGAUACGCUUGUGGGGGGAGUUCAAUACCGCCUGGCUCAGCAUCUUCCAAAAGCAGAAAGACCUGCUUGGACUACAAUUACAACCUUCCCAGGAAUUGAUGCCUCGAGAUCUCAUCAACAAGAUGGCGAAAGAUUUAAUACGGAUGUGCGACGCUAUCGAGAAGUAUGGUCUUGUUGAUUACCAGUAUGGUAUUGCGGAGGAGCAGAUUAUUGCGAUUCUUACGGAAUGUCUUGACCUGCAAGAAUCGCUCGAAGGCGGAGGAGCAUCAGGCUCUGUGCAAAAUCGAGCAGCCCCUCCUUGA